Pichia membranifaciens NRRL Y-2026 is the source of this 3740-nucleotide messenger RNA. RefSeq lists its product as hypothetical. Lineage: Eukaryota; Fungi; Ascomycota; Pichiomycetes; Pichiales; Pichiaceae. The transcript has a single exon. Gene Ontology annotation, molecular function: RNA polymerase II complex binding. The record is from RefSeq and is a predicted model, not a curated record. The coding region runs from base 47 to 3406 and encodes 1119 amino acids. Gene Ontology annotation, cellular component: Cdc73/Paf1 complex. Gene Ontology annotation, biological process: regulation of DNA-templated transcription.
AACAUUUGGUAAUCGGCAUCAACGAUAUAAAAGUUGGAGUAUCAAUAUGACUUCGCAGAAGACAGAGGCCAGUGCCGUUUCGGGGAUUGACGAAGAGGUACCACUCAAUGCCGAGUUCUACAUUGAUUACAUCUCAGAUCCUGUUGUAAAGGAAAAAUUUAUUUCCAACACCAUUACCAUUCCUCUUAAAGAAGAGAGUGAAGAAGUUGUGAUUGAUGCCAUAAAUGAUUUGCCUGACGAUUCUAAUGAGUUGUGCAUGCUAUUAACAAACGAGGAAUGUCCGGCCGAAUAUUGGAUAUUGGUUGCCAAAGCAUAUGCCAACCAAGGGAAAAUUGACGAGGCUUUGACAGUUAUAGACCAAGCCUUGAAAAGUCCAUUUGCUACAAAGUCAUCACCUGAAAGUUACUCUGAGUUGAACAACUUUGCAGCCUGGCUAAAUAUUUUAAAAGCAAAUACAUUCCACGACUCUCAGGCUCUAGAUAAUGCGAGCGCUGAAUUAAAGGCUGCAUACUCGUCAUCAAGCAUCAGCAGUGAAUAUAACCUUUUGGCUGAAGCUGCAUUAAGUUUAACUUCCAAACAGAACAAGGGUAAAAGAACCAAGUUUGAAAAAGAAUCAAGAAACUUUGAUGUUGUUUUGCAAAAGAAUCCAAAGAAUUGUUAUGCUUUGAUGGGCAAGGGUAAACUAUUCUUCUAUAGGCAAAACUAUCUUGGAGCUUUGAAAGUUUUCCAAAAGGUUUUGCAGCUUAAUCCUUUGUUGAGACCAGAUCCUAGAAUAGGCAUAGGUUUAUGCUACUGGUUUCUUGAAAGAAAGGACUUGGCAAAUCAAGCAUGGCAAAACUCUAUUCAGGUCAAUCCUGAUAAAAAUUUAGAGGCGAAGAUUUUGAUUUCCAUUGCUAAAUUUGAUGACUGUUUCUUAAAUUCAGUUUCUGAUGAAGAUUUCAAGGCUAAAUAUAUUGAGGCAAUGAGUUUUGCUAAAGCAUCGUAUCACGAAGAUCCGUCCAACCAAGUUAUUCAAAUUAUCCUUGCUUCCUAUUAUUUUUCAAAGGGUGAAAUUGAAAUCGUACAGAAGAUUUGCGACAAAAUAUACAACGACCCAAAUGCUACACACUUUAUAAAGAGUGAAUCUUUGUUUUGGUUAGCAAGAUGCAAACUAACUUCUGGCGAUGUUUUGCAAGCUCAAAAGAUGUUUUCAGACUCUAUCAAGCUCAAUGAAAGUAACACGUUGGCCAGAGUUGGAUAUGCACAGUGCUUAGUUAUCAGAGGAGAAAUCAACGAUGCAAUUAGAACUUUUGAAAAGGUACAAGAAUUGAACUCCAAAAUUCUCGAAGUCACCUAUGCAUUGGGAAUGCUUUACUCCAAGAUUGACAAAUUUCGGGAGAAAGCAAUCACUGUGUUAGAAAAGUAUGUCAAAAUUGCAGACGACCAAGGUGAGUCUGUUUCUGUUUCGGCAUUACUCACUUUAGCUAAGCUUCAUGAAGACAACGAUAUAUCCAAGUCUUUGCAGUAUUUAUUAAAGGCAAAGGAAGAGGAGUCCCUUGCUGGGAAAACUGAUGAAGAGAUUUCCGGUAUAAUGUUCAACAAUCUUGGUGUUUUUUCAUUGUUAGAAAACCAUGUAGAUAAAGCAGAAGAAUAUUUCAAUCAAGCACUGAAAAACGUGAAGGCUCAAUAUGCUACCGACCCUGAAACAGAGAAAGCACUUGAAAUUACACUCACAUACAACACUGCAAGAGCCGAGGAAUCUACAAAUAACCCUCAUAAAAUCCAAAAUGCGAUGAAACUUUACAACGAGAUCCUUGAAAAAUGUCCACGUUACACAAGUGCCAAGAUAAGAUGGCUUACUAUUGCUUGUUUAUCAGAAGACAAAAACAUCAAAGAAGAAGUCCAAAAAUUGUUAACAGAAGAGUCUGAUGACUUGGAAGUCAGAUCGUUCUACGGUUGGUAUAUCAAAAAGUUUGGCUCCAAGCAUGGUCUCGUCGAAGAUAAAUCGAAAGAUCUUGAAAGUGAACAUCAUAGAGAAACACUAACCAAGUAUACUUCGCAUGACUGUUAUGCAUUGAUUUCAAUGGCAAGGGUGUAUUGUGUUCUUGCCAGAGAGAACAAGGAGCAAUUGAAGAAGGAUCAAUAUUAUGUGCGUGCAGCACAAUUAUAUCAAAAAGUGUUAAACUUGGAUCCAAAGAAUGCUUAUGCAGCACAAGGUAUUGCGAUAAUUUUUGCUGAAAAGAAACAAACUGGUUUAGCUUUAGAAAUUUUUAGAAAAGUGAGAGAUUCAUUGAAUGAUAUAACAGUCUAUUUGAAUAUGGGGCAUUGUUUGCUUGAGGUGAAGCAAUUUGCUAAAGCGAUUGAAAGUUACCAAUUAGCACUCACUAGAUUCACUGACGGAAAAGAUGCUAGACUAUUGAACUAUUUUGCAAGGGCAUGGUUGUUGAGAGGAAUGUAUGAGAAGAAUUUAGAGUGUUUCAAUACUGCGUUUGAAUAUGUUAGCAAAUCUUAUGAAAUAAACCCAAGCCCUGCCUACCAGUUCAAUAUCACUUACAUUGAAUAUCAACUUGCUGAUUUUGUCAGAAAAUUGCCACCAUCGAAAAGAACAAUGGAUGAUCUUGAAAGAUCUAUCAAGGGACUAGAAGAUGCAAUUGUCGUUUUGAAUUCAAUGGCAGAAGAUAGCACAAUACAUCCUCCAUAUCCUGCGGAUGACUUGAGAUUAAGAGUGAGUAUGGGUAAUACACUUCUAAAACAGCUCGAAAAGGCACUUGAAGAUCAAAAAGAACAUGAUAAAGGUUUUGAGGCUAGACUUUUGGGUGCCAAGAAAUUAAAGGAAGAAGAAGAAAAAAGGAAACUUGAAGCUAAACAAAAGGAAGAGGAAGAACGUCAAAAGGUCGAGGAAAAGCUUUUAGCAGAGAGAAGGGAACUAGAGCAGCAGCAACAAGAAUGGAAUCUUCUCAGAAUAGAGGAAGCUAAAGAUGAGCAAGAUAUAGUAGAUAAGCCUCCAGUGGAGAAAGAGAAGAAGAAAAGAGGAAGAAAGAAGGCAAAGAAGGAAGAUGAUGAUGACGAGAAUGAUGUACCAGCUAGCAAGAAAGCAAAAACCAAAAAAACGCCUCAAAGGAGUAGCAAACUUUCCAGUGAAUUUAUUGAUAAUAGUGACGAUGAAGCAGAGUACAGCGAAGAAGAAGAACCGCCACUUGAUAAUGAAGAAGAAGAAGAAGAAGAAGCAGAGUUUAGCGGUGGAGAGGAUGCCAAAGAUAAUGUAGCAGAAAAGUUCGAUAGAAAAAAGGGCGUUAUCAUAGAUGAUGAGGAGGACGAUGACGAGACCAGUGCUGGUGCUGGUGCUGGUACGCAAAAGAAAGUUGAAGAUCAUCAGCCAGUCAAAGCUGAUGCUGGAGAAGAUGAGGGUGAUGAUGGAUUAUUCUAAUUAUGUAUACUAAGAAUCUUUCUCAAAAAUAGUUUGGAAAAGUGUUCUUUUUCUGAUUGUAUUUUAAUAUUACAUCUGUGUACUUAUUAUUAAAAAAAAGAACUAUAUCUCAUGUUAUGGAAAUGUUUGACGAUAAAAAGAUAUUUUUAAUGCUCGAACUUUUUGGAUCUCUUUUCACGGAUAUCCUUCUUUUUAGCAGAGAUCUCAUCCAUAGUAGCAUUGUGACUGACAGUGGUUUCUUGGUUAAAAGGAUUUUCAUCGCUUUUUUGGAACUCCUUGAAUAUCAACUGCUCCAACUGCUGCUUUCUCAAACCAGGAUUUUCACUUUUCACUU